AUGAAGCAGCAGCCAGCAGGAGCCUGUCGGGUUCCCAGCAUCAACCCAGCAGCAGCAGCAGCAAAGCCGGAGCAAGUCCAAGUCCAAGAACCAACCCAGCUCUGCGAGUCAGCUAUUGACACUGACACCAACAUCGACACGACACGACACGACAUCAACACCAGACAAGGGACGAAACACAGCAGACGAGCAGAAAGAGCCAAAAAAGCCUCAAGGCCGUCUUUGGCCGGUGCAGCCUGGUCCACUCCUCCUCUCUGCAUUGCGUUGGACGAUGACUUCACUCAUGUCACCGUUGACGCGGAGCCCUUCGGCUCAUGUCCAGCAACCAACGACCUCCACCACCCGCCGUCCAUACGCCAUCCCGUCGUCCGCCGCGCACCGUCCGUCGUGCUACUACUACUCUACUUGACGAAAUGA
This is a messenger RNA of Nannizzia gypsea CBS 118893, 417 nucleotides long. RefSeq lists its product as hypothetical. The record is from RefSeq and is a predicted model, not a curated record. NCBI's taxonomy places the organism in Eukaryota, Fungi, Ascomycota, Eurotiomycetes, Onygenales, Arthrodermataceae. The coding region runs from base 1 to 417 and encodes 138 amino acids. The transcript is spliced from 2 exons.